Messenger RNA from Brassica napus (rape), 1589 nucleotides. RefSeq lists its product as uncharacterized. Gene Ontology annotation, cellular component: plasma membrane. Gene Ontology annotation, biological process: phosphatidylinositol phosphate biosynthetic process; protein localization to plasma membrane. The transcript is spliced from 2 exons. The record is from RefSeq and is a predicted model, not a curated record. Lineage: Eukaryota; Viridiplantae; Streptophyta; Magnoliopsida; Brassicales; Brassicaceae. Bases 434 to 1462 code for a protein of 342 amino acids.
GGUCUCGGUUCAAUCAAGGAAGAGAUUGAAUAAUGGUUAGCUGGUUAAAGCUUAGAUCAAAUGUCGCGUGGGUGACACGAUGGUUGGUAGGCAUUAUGAAUGAACUUAAAAGUCAACGGUUUCCAAAACGUAUUGAGUUGGGAAAGAGAGCUAUAACCUAAUCUUCUCGGUUUCCAUUCAAUCGUAAGACCCAAGUCUGCUAGCUCGAAGCCUAAACGACGGUUAUUGUACCAUAACCGGUUACGGUGGUACAAUAAAAAAAUAUCGAACGAUGCAGAUCCGCACGAUACUAUAACACAUUGGUCAACUGUAUCUGUGUAUUAACGUUACAAGUGCAAAACAUUUGAUCCUAUUUUUGCUGCGUUACAUUCUCAACGUUUCAUAUUUUGGCCUCGUCCUCUCUCUCACAAGCGACCAAACUUCCACGACCAAUAUGUCUGAAUCUCCCACCAUCAAUGACUCUCCACCAGCUCCGGCGAUCGCCGGAGACUCACAAACCACCGCGGCUAACGAAUCGGAUCCCAAUGCGAAAUGUCAAACAGCUAUACAAUCCUUAUCCUCCAUCGUCACAACCACGAGCAUCCCUUCCACAAUCUCCCUCCUCCUCGACGACUCGUCCGUCUCCGCCGCGAUCUCAUCUCUCCUCCAACGUCCCGACUCAGGCGCAGGCGACAACAACCUCUGCCGCUGGCUCUACGACACCUUCCAAUCCACGGAACCUUCCCUCCACCUCCUCGUCCUCCGUUUCGUCCCCUUGAUCGCCGGCCUCUACCUCUCCCGCGUCCCUCUCCGCCAACCGCAAGCCGGAUUCGAAGCGGUCUUACUCGCUCUCUACGCGCACGAGACAACCUCACGCGCCGGACAGGCCGUAACCGUCAACAUCCCCGAUCUCUCCCACCCCAGCAUCUACCACGAGUCCAAAGGUCCCGCGAAGAACAACUCCACGUGUCUCAACAUCGCCGUCGUCUCCUCGACGCUUGAUCCACACGGUACGGUGAGAUCCACGCGCAGGGCGAGGAUCGUUGGCGUCGCGCUGGAGCUUUACUACAGCGAGAUAUCGAGGAUGCCACGUCAGUCCAAGCUCGAUUUCUGCGGGGCUUGCGAGAAGUGGGCUGGGGGAAACGGAGAGACACGAGCUGUGGUGGUCCCUGAGGAAGAAGAGAGUGUAGCAGUCGCGAGAUCUGAGAAAGACGGUGGACGGAUUCCUCUGCCGUGGGAGCUUGUGCAGCCGAUGAUGAGGAUCUUGGGGCAUUGCUUGAUGGGGAUGAAGGUGGAAGAUAAGGAAGUGAAGGAGGCGGCGAGUAAAGCUUGUCAGAGUUUGUAUCUUCGGUCUCUGCAUGAUAUUAACCCUAAGGCGAUUCUAGCUGCUGGGAGUCUUCUCCGGUUAUUGGAGAUGGCUCUUGAUCCCAAGAACCAGAUUGAUCACACUGAGAUAUCAAACGACAACGUUUUGUCUGUUUGACCUCAUUGUUUUGCUUUUAUUUUUUUGGGUCAACGCUUUCUUUUUUUUUUAUCUUAAAGAUAACCACUUUGAUUUGUCAACUUAAACCAUGUAUGUAAGGCCACGUUCUCGCGGAAAUGUUCGAUUG